UUUUCCUACUCAUCCCCCUUCCUUGUUUAUUUCUUCUAUCUUUCUCAAAUUUGCUUUAUUUAGUAUCUUUAUUUUCAUUUAUCUCAUAUUUCCUUCCGUCUCUUUAUCUCUCUAUUUCUCUUAUCCUCUUCUACUCAUCCUCCUUCCUCGUUUCUUCGAUUAUAAGCGAAAACCGAAAUGUAAUUGAGCGCUACGAAAAAUUGGAAAAAAAAAACUGUACAUUAUUAUGAACGGCCGGUGAGGACUAAUAGCGUUAACGAAAAUUUACAUUUGCCAUUCGGUUGUGGAGAUAGAAUUUAUAGAUCUUUAUAUUAUCAUUGUAUAUCGAAAUAUUGUAAUAAAGAACACUCGACAUUCUUAAAUCAUUGAUAAUUUCUGUGUCGACCAAUUAAAUCGUUGACUUCCAUUAUUAAAAAUAAUGAUAUUUUUUUGACGUAAUAUCCUCGUAACAAUGAUCAGGCAUAUUAUUGUCUCUAUUGAAAAUCAUGCAUACUUUUCACGUAGAAUGCGUGAAAUUCAUUUAAAUACGUUGCGUAUUUUUACGUUUUAUAUACAUCAAGUAUUAGCGGAUAUUAUCGAGUUUCUUGCUUUUCCUUAUCUUCAAGGAAAAAUUUGUAUCUUUGAUAUAUACCAUAUGUUAUUACACACGAAAAGAACGAUUACAUAUCGCGUAACUUCAAGCAUUCAAGCAGAGUGGGGAUCAAAUGAGUAGAAUCGAGAACGUAAUACAGUAUCGUAAGCAUCAUUAUUGUACUCUUGGACCCUGACUCACAACCUACUCUCUAUAAAUGAAGUGGGUAAAUUUAUAUGCGUGGGGUCCCUCUGCUGACUGUUUACAGCUAUUUCGAUGCGGAAGGGGUAAAAUGGGCAUUCCGUCAGCGUGAUAUCUGACCGAACCAGACGAAAUGCCUGAUCCACGUUCUCACUGUGGACGUAGUAUAGAUUGCAGCCAAUUUCUGAAUAUGCACGAAACUAUAGCAUAUAAGGAGAAAGAGAGGAGGAAAAAAAAUAAAUAGGAAGAAAAGGAGAAUGUUAUGCAAUGAUUAGCGUAAGCUAUUCCUCUUUAUUAUUUCAGUCUUACAUUCGUCAGUUGCGCACGAGCCGUACAACGUUUAUGUGAUUUUUAUAUAUAUAUAUAUAUUAUAUAUAUACAUAUCGACAUAGUGAACUUUUGCUGAUAAAAUAUCAAAUCAGUCAAUCUUUAUGAGAAACGUACAGUGACAGUAUUCGUAAACUUCACGAUGGAAGGCGUACAAGAUCCGUAUUUGAGACAUCUUUUUGAUGGCGAUCCGAUAUUUAAUGUUUAUAAUAAAGAAGCGAUUAAUAUGUCAGUCGGCGCUCCUGGUCCUGAUCUGCUUAAGCAAUGCACAGAUAUGCUAUCAAAUGCAACCAUUCAUAGAAUGGAGGAAGAAAAAAAGGAAGGCAACUUCUAUCUUUUUCAAUAUGGAAUUACGCCAGGAUUAUGGGAAUGUCGUGAAGAAUUAGCAAAAUUUUUAAGCAGACGAUAUGGCGAUCAAGUUAAAAGAGAACAUUUGAUUUUAACAUGCGGAGCAACACAUGGGCUUCAACUUUUAUUAACAAGUAUUAUAUCGCCAAAUGGUAUUAUAUUUGUCGAAGAAGUCACAUAUAUGAUAGCAUUAGACGCCUUCAAACAAUUCCCAUUAAUGAAAAUUGUCACUGUACCAAUGAAAAACGAUAUAGUAGAUCUGGAUGCGUUUGAAAAAAUUAUUUCCGAAGUAAAGAAAGGCGAAUUUUAUUUAAAUAAUGAAAAAAUAUUUUGGGCUAUGUUUUACACUAUACCAACGUAUCAUAAUCCAACGGGAAUGGUUCUACCACCUGAUAGUUGCAAACGUUUAGUUGAAAUAGCUCGAAAUAAUUCUAUACUGAUUGUUUCCGAGGAUGUUUAUAAUUUACUACAUUACGAAGAUGGAUUUCCACCACAUCGAUUAUUUUUCUACGAUGAUCCAAGCGAACCUAACUAUAAAGGUGGUAACGUUGUAUCCAAUGGAUCCUUUUCUAAAAUACUAUCGCCAGCAAUUCGAUUUGGAUGGAUAGAAAGCAGUCCACGAAUAGUUAAUAUCUUUAAAACUUCAGGCAUAUUGUGUAGCGGUGGUGCUACCAAUCACUAUGUCUCCGGCUUAAUUACCAGUAUACUACAAGAAAAGAUUGAAGAUGAAUAUUUGAAUAUGCUUAUUGAAACAUAUAAGGAAAGAUUAAAUGCACUUUGUGAAACUUUGGAUCGUUAUCUCCCAAGUUGUUGUUCCUAUAACCGACCGAAAGGUGGUUACUUUGUUUGGAUUCAUCUUCCACCUGAUAUCGAUGGUAUGGAUUUCAUUAAGUGGUGUCAAAAGGAACAUAAAGUCUCAGCGAUACCGGGUAUACGAUUUUCAUAUACUGGUGAAGCUAGAAACUUUUUAAGACUUAGCAUUGCUUUUCAUCUUAAAAAUACAUUAAUAAAAGCUUCAACGAUUUUGUGCAAAGGACUCUUAAAUUACAUACGAAAUCAUACCAGUAACAAGCAAACUAAAAAUGAAAUUGUAAAUUCAUAAUAUAAAUAUGUGAUAUAAAUGUUAAUUUGUAAACCAAAUAAAAAUAUAUAAUAUAAAUUAAAUU
Molecule: messenger RNA, 2613 nt
Organism: Vespa velutina
Lineage: Eukaryota; Metazoa; Arthropoda; Insecta; Hymenoptera; Vespidae
Product: 2-aminoadipate transaminase-like
Exons: 8
Coding region: 1242-2549 (435 amino acids)
Biological process (GO): biosynthetic process
Molecular function (GO): pyridoxal phosphate binding; L-2-aminoadipate:2-oxoglutarate transaminase activity
Source: RefSeq, a predicted model, not a curated record